This is a messenger RNA of Raphanus sativus (radish), 2078 nucleotides long. RefSeq names its product 3-oxoacyl-[acyl-carrier-protein] synthase II, chloroplastic. The transcript has 14 exons. Gene Ontology annotation, biological process: fatty acid biosynthetic process. Gene Ontology annotation, cellular component: chloroplast stroma. Bases 221 to 1771 code for a protein of 516 amino acids. Gene Ontology annotation, molecular function: 3-oxoacyl-[acyl-carrier-protein] synthase activity. Lineage: Eukaryota; Viridiplantae; Streptophyta; Magnoliopsida; Brassicales; Brassicaceae. The record is from RefSeq and is a predicted model, not a curated record.
AUUCCUCUCUCUCUCUCUCAGAGGUCUCUCGCGCUUUGCAGAUGUUCAGAGAAACGACUUGGCGUCUCCCUCCGCACAAGAACUUACGCCUACUCCAAACACUCAACUGAGUGAGAGUGAGAGAGAGAGAGAUCAGAUAAUCAUUACUCGAGAAUAAUCCAAUCUCUUCUUCUGCUAGAUUCUCACACCUUUCUCGUUUUCUCCACCUUCAUCCGAGAGUAUGACGAUGGGUGGUGCGUCUUCCUUAUGCGAUUCGCUAGUGGCUGCUUGCAUCUCCUCCGCCACUCAAUUCGACACUACGAGGAGUAGUAGCCGCUGGCCUCACCGGAAUAGACUGCUUAGUAAAUGCUCGCUCCAUGGACCCCAGCCUCUUCUUAUGAGUUCCCGUGACAACAAUGCCUCAUCCUUCCUUUUCGAAUCUAAUCACACUUUCUUGAAUCCAAAGCAAAGGAGAUUCAAUCGAGCAUCAGCCUCUGGGCAAGUCACUACUCUAGAGAUGGAGAAGGAAGCAAUGGUUAGCAAGAAACCUCCUCGACGAGUUGUUGUGACUGGCAUGGGAGUUGAAACACCACUAGGUCAUGACCCUCAUACUUUUUAUGACAAUUUGCUUCAAGGCAACAGUGGUAUUAGCCCUAUUGAGAGUUUCGACUGUUCUGCAUUUCCCACUAGAAUCGCUGGAGAGAUUAAAUCUUUUUCGACUGGAGGAUUGGUUGCUCCUAAACUUUCCAAAAGGAUGGACAAGUUCAUGCUUUAUCUUCUAACCGCUGGCAAGAAGGCGUUGGAGGAUGGUGGGGUGACUCAGGAUGUCAUGGCAGAGUUCGACAAAUCAAGAUGUGGUGUUUUGAUUGGCUCUGCUAUGGGAGGCAUGAAGGUCUUUUACGAUGCGCUUGAAGCUUUGAAAAUCUCUUACAGGAAGAUGAACCCUUUCUGUGUACCUUUUGCCACUACAAAUAUGGGUUCCGCUAUGCUUGCCUUGGAUCUGGGAUGGAUGGGUCCAAACUACUCUAUUUCAACUGCAUGUGCCACCGGAAACUUCUGUAUUCUCAAUGCGGCAAACCACAUUACUAGAGGUGAAGCUGAUGUAAUGCUCUGUGGUGGCUCUGACUCGGUUAUUAUUCCAAUAGGGUUGGGAGGUUUUGUUGCCUGCCGGGCACUUUCAGAAAAUAAUGAUGAUCCCACCAAAGCUUCUCGUCCUUGGGAUAGUAACCGGGAUGGAUUUGUCAUGGGAGAGGGAGCUGGAGUUCUGCUUUUAGAAGAACUUGAGCAUGCCAAGAAAAGAGGAGCAACUAUAUACGCAGAGUUCCUUGGGGGUAGUUUCACAUGUGAUGCAUAUCAUAUAACCGAACCACGUCCUGAUGGUGCCGGAGUCAUUCUUGCUAUCGAGAAAGCGUUAGCUCAUGCCGGGAUUUCUAAGGAAGACAUAAAUUACGUGAAUGCUCAUGCUACCUCUACACCAGCUGGAGACCUUAAGGAGUACCACGCUCUUUCUCACUGUUUUGGCCAAAACCCUGAGCUAAGGGUAAACUCAACAAAAUCUAUGAUUGGGCACUUGCUGGGAGCUUCUGGUGCCGUGGAGGCUGUUGCAACCGUUCAGGCAAUAAAGACAGGAUGGGUUCAUCCAAAUAUCAACCUCGAGAAUCCAGACAAAGAAGUGGAUACAAAGCUGCUUGUGGGUCUUAAGAAGGAGAGACUGGAUAUUAAAGCAGCCUUGUCGAACUCUUUCGGCUUUGGUGGCCAAAACUCUAGCAUCAUUUUCGCUCCUUACAAAUAAAUGAAAGCCGAAAAGUCCAAUGCUGUGUACUCUUGAGUAACUUGCUGUAAGUGUGUACAAGAACUUCCCAUGUUUUUCGUAGUGACAUGAUUCAGGAUUGGAUUAACUUGCACACAGAGUUUAAGCAAAGUGGAAAAGAGAACAAAACUGAUGAGGUAGCUGAGGAUUUGUCAUGAACAAUCUGUUCUUUGUGUGCGCUGCAACAACAAUACUUCAUUUGUCAUUUUUCUUAGUAAGAUUGCAAUAUUUGAGCUAACAUUUCUUGUAUUUGUCUUCUUCGAAAGCUUUACCAAAGAUUCAACAUCUA